AUGCCAGGAUUGACUGUCCGCAGAGGACAAGCUGUAUCGCUGGUUCAAGAUCAAGAUAUCGUGCUCACAACCGAGCCUGGUUUGUCCGAUUUGACCAUCACUAUCAUCGGCGCCGUUGGGGACGAUGGCGUCAAGCACGUUACGGAUCUACUUGUCGCCUCAGACAUCUGCAAAAAGUCACCCUAUUUGAGGGCGCUUCUUGACGGUAGCGACGACAAGUCGGAGCUAAUCUUUGGCGGAGAUGCCACAUCCAAACACGAUGUGGAAAACAAAGAGGCUGCCAUAGUAUGGCUUGCGAAUCUUCACGAGCUUCCAGAGCAGCGUUUAGACGAAUUGCGUCUCUUUGACGUUUCACUCAUAGGCGUCUGGGAAGUCAUUGAGCUGUGGGACUCCCACCAUGACGGCGACAUCAAGGAACAGUUAGGUGAUUGGUUCAACAAGUGGUAUGAGAGGAACAUGGUCAAGGCCAACUUGACUGUGCCGAUUGCUCAAGCUCUUGCAUACCCAUGCUACAUGUUCAACCAUGCUAUCGGCUAUGCACGUGUCACCAAAUACCUCGCCUACGAGCACAUCGGACACGUCAAGGAGCGCCCACCCAAGGGUUUCAAGGGUCCUAAGCACCUUCAUAUUAACGAGCGGAUGUUCAUCGGUCCUUUGAAUCAUGCCCGUGGAGGUCUGCGUAACUCCCUACACAAGUCACUGUACUCCCGCGUUGGUAGGAUCCUUCGCUCUGAUUCUUCGCUAUGUUCCUGCUGGGACGCUACGAUCGGUCGCUACCAGCUUGCCCUCACCAAGUGCGAUGCGUGGCCAGUCGACGACGUCCUCAACUACUCCAGCAUCGGCCAAGUCGUGCGUCGCCUCAAGGCCUUCGAUUACGCGUAUACUCCAAAAUGCAAUCGCUGCCGUAGCAUCGACUGGGAGACCAUCGUUCUCAAGGCUAUUUCUAACACACUUGGAUACUUCAACGGCAUGUGCCUUGACUGUAUGCAUCGCAGCAAGCCUCGUGGAGACAGCUUGGACGAGGAGUAUGAGACGCACAAUCAGCCUGUGGGAGGUCGCUGGGACACGCAGUGCCGCAUCAAGCAUGGACAGCCUACGUGGUAUAUCUCAUGGCUUGGCAGCCCGGACAUGCGCGAGAAGAUUCUCCGCGGUCCUGACGGCUACCGCGCACCUGAGGAGUGA
Messenger RNA from Alternaria burnsii, 1182 nucleotides. RefSeq lists its product as uncharacterized. The transcript has 3 exons. The record is from RefSeq and is a predicted model, not a curated record. Lineage: Eukaryota; Fungi; Ascomycota; Dothideomycetes; Pleosporales; Pleosporaceae. Bases 1 to 1182 code for a protein of 393 amino acids.